CUUAAUUUUAUUUGAAUAUCAUCUUUGAAUAGAUGCAUAUGAAAAAAAAUUCCCUGGAUCGCCAAGCAAUUUAAAACUUAUUCACAAAUAUUGACAAUCAAUUUAAAAUAUAGCUCUUAUCCACAAACUGUUUUCCGUUUCAAUAUAUUCCAACAUCAGAAGAGUUAACUACAAUUUUAAAUACUUUUGAAAAAAGUAAUUUUAGCAAAAAAGGAGUAUGGACCCCUUGUUAGGAAAAAUUAUUAAAUGUAGUAGUAUUUGGUGUAUGUUUAUCGAGUCGAAUGCUUCCUCAUGAUUUGGUAUAAAAAAUAUCUAUAUUAUAGAUGGUUUAAGAUUGGGAAAAGAUAUCUAGAUUGAUAAUUCAUCAUAAUUGGAAGGCAUGUAGGAAUAGGUGGCUUUAAGAAAAAUAAGCAAAAGCAAAUUGGACUUUAGAAGAAGACCAAGCCCUUAUAUAGCUAUAUAAUUAGCAUCCUAACAAAUGGUGUGAUAUUGCUAUUGAAUUAAUGAAGAAAUGUCAAACACCUUAUGCAAGACAAGGAAAGUAAUGUCGAGAUAGAUGGGUUAAUAAAUUAGACCCAAAUAUAAAGAAGUAAUAUUAAAUUAUAAUUGGUAUAGAGAUCCUUGGACUAAAGAAGAAGAGCUCUUGCUUUUUUAAGAAGUAAAGAAAAAAGGAAAGAGAUGGGCAGAAAUCUCAUUAUAAAAAUUUUAAUUAAAGAGAACUGAAAACACUAUUAAAAACCGAUAUUACAAUCUCAUCAAACAAGAACAAAAUAAACUUAAGUUGAACAGAAUGAGUAAUGAUGAAAAGGAAUAUUUUGUGAUGAAUAAAAUAGUAAAGGAACUUUAAGAAAAAGUUUAUUAAAAUUAGAAUAAUUGUCUUGAUGAUACUAAUUGGAAACAAAAUAUGAGUUCAAAUUUCAAAAUUUCUUAGUUUUCGUAACAACUUUGUAAUAAUGAAUUUCUUGUAAUAAUUAAAGGAAGAAAAUUAGUUAAGCUAAAUGAAACGUUAUGA
Messenger RNA from Paramecium sonneborni, 1012 nucleotides. The record is from the annotation of a GenBank genome assembly. Lineage: Eukaryota; Ciliophora; Oligohymenophorea; Peniculida; Parameciidae.